CAUUAACGCUUGUGGGGUUUUGGAAAGCGCCCCGAUCAAGUUAACUCCGUUACCAAAAAUUGAUAAUUUGGACAGUUACUAUCCCGACACCUUAAAGCUUACAGAUCCAUCACCGUGGAUUGAGUUUUUUGAGACAAAUCUUCAUAAACUUGUUGAAUUGGUUGUAAAAUGCUCCAAUAAUGAUGAUAAUGGUGAUAAUUCUCCAUGCGAUGAUGUUCGACAACGUGCUACAAAAUUUGAUAGUAUGUUCCGGAAACAUUUAACUCUUUUACGCGAUCGUCCGGCUAUGUAUGGUGCAUUGACUGUACGAAGCUUAUUAAAUCUUAGAGAACAAUGUCUACAUGAACUUGGGUUUUCUGAUAUUUUCGUAAAAGUAAAGGCUGAAGAGAAUAAAGCCGCUUUAGAAAGUUUACAAAAGUUAUUAGCAAAUAUAGACUCCAUUCAAAAUGUGGAAGAUAAGAUAGAUUUAUUAAUUGAUAACAUAUUGGCCGGUAACAUGUUUGAUUGGGGUUCUGGACAAAUUUUGGAUCUGCUUAACAAAGGUGAACUCACUUUUGAAUCGGCUCAUACAAAAAUAAAGAAACCUGAACUCCUAAACCAAACAAAUAAAUUUAAGCAACGUAUUGUCAGUAAAACAAAAUUACCAUUAAGAAAGGCUGUGAUAUUCGUUGAUAAUUCGGGUGCAGAUAUCGUUUUGGGCAUAAUUCCUUUUGCUAGAUUCUUGAUUUCUUUGAACAUGGAUAUUAUACUUGCUGCUAACAGUUUUCCCGCCGCAAACGAUGUGACUGCUGAUGAGCUAAUAGACAUUUUAUCGUCGGUUUCUGAAAUGGAUUCUUUUAUUGCCGCAGCUUGGGCAUCAAAAAAAUUGACAGUUAUGGCGACUGGAAGCUUUAGCCCUUGUCUUGAUUUGAUAAGAAUUAAUGAAGAUCUUGCAAGGGCAUGUGAGAAUGUAGAUCUUGUAGGUAUGGGAAGAGCCAUUCACACCAAUUAUAAUGCAGUGUUUACAUGCGCGUCCCUUAAAUUAGCAGUAUUUAAAAACUCUAUUACUGCGAAUGAGCUCGGAGCAAAUGUUUAUGACGCUAUAGUGUUAUACGAUGAAGGUUCUGCUGUUGAAACUUCCUGA
Racocetra persica is the source of this 1123-nucleotide messenger RNA. NCBI's taxonomy places the organism in Eukaryota, Fungi, Glomeromycota, Glomeromycetes, Diversisporales, Gigasporaceae. The record is from the annotation of a GenBank genome assembly.